AUGACGGAAAAACUUCCUUACGGAGUAUCAAAUUGUGUCAGAUAUUCUUAUUUAGAAGAUAUUUAUAAUAGAAUUAAACAAUCGGAAGAUUCAAACGCCGAAGAAAUAUUCGAUGAACUCGGUCGAGAAUUGGUGGAUUUAAGUUGCGAUGGAAGAAUCGAAAGAGCUUUUCGUAGUCUCGGAGGAAACAUAAUCGAUUUUUUAACGACUCUCAACAGUGUCCACGAUGUCCUACUAUUAGAUAACGAAAGUGAUAACGAACAAGAAGGAAACGUGAACCGAGAACAAGACAAUGAUGACGUAGAAAAUGACGAAAUAUUGGAUUCCGAUAAACCCGGAUUCAUAAGCACGACCGUAUUACCGGAAUCCAACGUAUUAGAGCUUAAUUUCACUUCUUACGGUCCGCCUUACGCCUACCUUCUUGUCGGAAUAUUAAAAGGAGUCGCUGAAAAACUUUAUCAAACCGACAUUAACGUCGAUAUUUCUACUCAGGAUUUUAUACACUUUAAAUAUACAAUUACGCCAUCCUCCGAUUCGGGUGUUACCACACCGCACCAAAAACCUUCAACCGUUCCAGAAGAUCUAAGCAUGGGCAUAAAAAAGCCCAAAGGAAUUUUUUCUGGUUUUAACGAUAUUAUAAAAAGAGCCAACACGCCUUUUCUUCUCACCAUUCUCACGGGUUCCGCGCAGGGUUUGGAAGUCAAAGGUCAAAUGGUUUAUUGUUCAGAAUCAGAUUCAAUACUUUUCGUCGGUUCGCCUUUCCUCGACGGAUUAGAAGGUUUAAAUGGAAAAGGCCUUUUCAUAUCCGACAUACCGAUACACGAUGCAACAAGAGAUGUCAUAUUAGUUGGAGAACAAGCCAGAGCUCAGGACGGUCUCAGAAGACGAAUGGACAAAUUGAAGAGUUCCAUAGAAGAAGCGAAUCAAGCAAUUGAUAAAGAAAAAGAAAAAAAUGUCAGUUUGCUUCAUUUAAUAUUUCCACCGAAUAUUGCUGAAAAACUCUGGCUCGGUGAAACAAUAGACGCAAAAGCUCAUGAUAACGUAACAAUUUUAUUCAGCGAUAUUGUUGGAUUUACGUCCAUAUGUUCAACUACAACCCCUUUCAUGGUAAUUAAAAUGCUUGAAGAUUUAUACAGUCACUGUUUAAAAGAUGAAAAUACAUUUACAAUGGAACCUCGACCAAGAGAAUGUUUGCCUCGUGGUUUUCCACCGGAAAUUCCUGGAACCUGUUAUUUUUUAAAAGGAUACCGACAUCCGGAAGUUGAUUCCGAUGAUCCUCUUGAAAACCACAUUCGGCAAGCACUUAAAGACUUAAGUUUAGUAGAAGCGUAA
Molecule: messenger RNA, 1332 nt
Organism: Pediculus humanus corporis (human body louse)
Lineage: Eukaryota; Metazoa; Arthropoda; Insecta; Psocodea; Pediculidae
Product: guanylatte cyclase alpha 1 subunit, putative
Exons: 9
Coding region: 1-1332 (443 amino acids)
Biological process (GO): cGMP biosynthetic process; response to oxygen levels
Cellular component (GO): guanylate cyclase complex, soluble
Molecular function (GO): heme binding; guanylate cyclase activity
Source: RefSeq, a predicted model, not a curated record